Messenger RNA from Oldenlandia corymbosa var. corymbosa, 582 nucleotides. The record is from the annotation of a GenBank genome assembly. Lineage: Eukaryota; Viridiplantae; Streptophyta; Magnoliopsida; Gentianales; Rubiaceae.
AUGGCUCUUGUUUUGGCCAAAGGAAACAGUUUAAGACCCCUCUGGGGAUUUCUUAAAGAAAUGUCGAAAAGGGGGAUUGUUAAUACUUCUUUGGUCACUUGUGUUAUCAAGGUUUUAGGAGAAGAAGGAUUGGUUAAUGAAGCCUUGGCUGCAUUUUAUAGAAUGAAGCAGUUCCAUUGUAAACCUGACGUUCUUGCAUAUAAUACAAUUAUUUAUGCUCUUUGUAGAGUUGGAAAUUUCAAGAAAGCUAAGCUUAUUGCUGUUAAUGAGAUUGACAAGGCAGUGGAGAUGUUGAGAAAGAUGGAAGAACUGAAACAUGGGACACCAACCACAAGUUCUUAUACUCCGAUAAUUCAUGCCAUGUGUGAAGGUGGAAGAGUGGUGGAAGCAUGGGAUUUCCUUGUUGAGUUGGUGAAGCAAGGAUCAGUUACUAGAGAAUUCACUUAUGAAAAAGUUCGAAAUGCUCUAAGGUCUUCAGGCGAGAUCAAUCUUCUCAACAUGAAUUAUUGCAAGCUGAUUGAAGAGAGGAUUAAAAGACGAAUCACUCAUGUUAUGAAGGUAAAACCGAAUUUGAAGCGUUGA